This is a messenger RNA of Sparassis crispa, 213 nucleotides long. RefSeq lists its product as hypothetical. The record is from RefSeq and is a predicted model, not a curated record. The coding region runs from base 1 to 213 and encodes 70 amino acids. The transcript is spliced from 2 exons. Lineage: Eukaryota; Fungi; Basidiomycota; Agaricomycetes; Polyporales; Sparassidaceae.
AUGAUGCAAGUUGUACACAAUGGUUUGGCGUGCACGUCUGUGGGCCGUCUUAACCUCAUUACGGGGAAUUUUUUGUUGAGGCAUCAUCUCAACACUGAGAAGCCGCAGAAGUCUGACUUUCCUCUACAACCCGUGCCUGACCCGUGCGGAGCAAUACAUCGGCGUCUCGUCCAGUACACUUUGUUCGACAACCUCUGGAGCUCCGAGUGGUGA